UCCAGUUGUGCUGUUCAACGGCACAUUGAACUUCAUGUUAAGUUCGUGCUAUCGUUGCCGUUAAAUCGCAUAUUUAUUUGUUUUAUAUUCUGUACAUAUAAACGUCAUUAUGUUUAUAUCAUUUUUGGUUAUUUUUAUAUGAUAAAAUCAGUGUCGCUAAAGUAAAUCUAAAUUUUUUAAUAGAAUCUAAUCGUGACUAAAAAAUAACUACAUACAUAGAUAUAUUUGCUUGAGCAUUCAGGAAGAAUAUUUGUGUGCUAUUUGGUCUACGCGUUUCUCACAAUUCCACAAGCCACAAAAUAAUCUCGUAAAAAAACUUGCACAUUUAAUCUUGUCAAUAAAAUACGAUAAAGUUUAUCAACAUAUAUAAAUUGGAGCAUAAAAUGGUGACAUUCAAUGAAUUCAAAUGAAAAAUAAUAUUUAUGAAUUAAAUAAAUUGAACAUAAGUAAAUGUAAUACUGAUCUGGUGCCAAUAGAUUAAAAGCUUUAAGUAAAAAAUACACCGAAAGUAAUUUUUUGUUAAUCUAAGAAAUGAUUAAAAUAAGCUUUAUAAUAAAAAAAACUGUUGAAAAUAUUGAAUCAACAGUUUGAUAAUUGAAGAAUCAUCAUUUUUUCAUAACAUGAUGAUUCGUUGAAUAAAAUUUUUAUUUAUUCAGAACUUUUCUACAUAUUUUAUACAAAAUAUAAAAACAAGUGAAUGUGAAGUUGGGAGUGAUGUUUUAUCAAUUUGCUUAUUGUCGUAAUUUAAAUUAUAAUAAUUAUAGUAAUAAUAUUAACAUUAGUGAUUACGAUAACAAUGUGCCGUUAUCAAAGUGCAUGAGUAGAGAGAAAGAAAAGAAAUUAUCCAUUAUUUGAAAUUUCAUUUAUUUACAAGAAAUAUAUGUAUUAAUAAUUAAAAAGAAAACGAUUGUGAGUGCAUUUUACUCUGAAAAUAAAUUGGUGGCAUUUUUUAUAUGAAAAUAAAUUCUGAUUGAGUUAAUAAUCAAAACAAUAAAAUGUUCAAUUUUAUGAAGAAAGCUUCUGAGAAAGAUGAAAAAGACAAACGAAAAAGAGAGAAAAAGGAAAGAAAAGAUGUCAAAAAGAGAGAUCGGGGUAGCAUGUCUACUGAAGAACUUCUUAGACUAGAUGAGGUUCGAAGAUCAUUAAAAAUUCGAGGGCGUCGUAAAGAAAAGGAAAAACUCCCCAGUGGAAUAACAGCAGAUUACAGCGCCUCCUUUUUUGCCCAGUUGGACAGAAAUCUUUUAGAAAAUUCAAGUUCAAAUACUAAUGCUAGUACAAGUUGGAAUCGUAGUGGUGAUGGAUUACUAACGCAAAGUGAUUCUUCAGAGGCAUCAUUAACAUCUUUAACUAAUGUCAGUGGUAAAACACUUCCUGCUCUGCCACCAAAGCCACCGAAGCGUGGGAUUCUAAAAGGUUCACGACUUAAUAUUUCUAAUAUAGCAACUGUCGCUGAAGGAUCUAAUGUUAUACAGAACGGAAGUGAAUGUGAAAAUAGUAAUGCUGAAGCAAGCAAUCUUCUUGUGAGAAAUACGCUCCAGAACGAAGUGAUCACUUAUCAAAAUAUCCCGAGUCAGCAUCAAGAUGAGAAGGAUGAAAUGGGUAGUGAAGAAGAGUCAUCAUCACACCAUCAUCAAUAUUAUCAUCACAACUAUAAUAAUCAAAAUCAAGGAGACACAAAAUUAUUACAAGUUAUAACGAGUGCUAGUCCAUCAGCAGAUUCUUUAACUGACACAACAAAUUCGAGCUUCGCUACUCCGCCUUUCAGUCUUUCACCUGUCGGAGAAUCUCAAGGUUUUUCACGAUGGCGAUCUUCUAACUCUUUUGAAGACCAAGGAAUUAAUUUACCUUUACCCGAUAUAGUUCCUUUAGUCUUAUCUGAGCCUCGUGAAUUAACAAUUCAAAGACAACCACCACCUAGAAAUGAUUUUGGAUUUUCUUUACGACGUGCCGUAAUUAUUGAUCGUGCCGUUAAUGGUAUGGCACACAAUAUGAAGUCCGUUAUUUUUGCCGAACCAGGUGCGAACUCACAAAACAAUAAUGAUACGGGUUUAUUACCUGGUGAUCGUCUUAUUGAAGUUAAUGGAAUUAAUGUUGAUGAUAAAUCGCGGGAAGAAAUUAUUGAUCUUAUUAAAGGAUCUGGUAGUAGUGUUACGGUUAAGGUGCAACCGGUUGCUGAAUUAUCGGAGCUAUCGCGAAGAAGUGGGUUGUUAGAUGGUAGAGAAAUGGAAUUAACACCUGCUAACAUUUGCAGUGGAACUUUAAGAAGAUCGGGUAGUUUGCGAUUACAACAAAACACUGGACGAAGUGGAGAUCAAGAUUGGCUGACUUCGGAAUAUAUUUGGUUACUCCAUCGAGGAGGAUUUACGUUAGCAACUCGAUGUGGUAAUGCAGAUCCUGAUACAGGAAAGUUACGAAUUAAACUUAUACCUAAUUCAGAGGAGCUUCUUGUCGAUGAAGAAGAUGUAGAGAAGGCUAAUCCACCACAAUUUGAUAUGGUCGAGGAGCUUUCACAAUUACGAUUCCUUAAUGAGUCUUCAAUGCUUCAUACGUUGAGACAGAGAUACGCCAACAAUCUUAUCCAUACAUAUGCUGGAGACAACAUGAUCGUGAUCAAUCCUGUCGCUCCCUUAGCAAUAUAUUCGGAAAAGGUGGUACAUAUGUUUAAAGGCUGCAAAAAUGAAGACAUGCCUCCACAUAUUUAUGCUAUGGCACAAUCCGCCUACAGAGGAAUGCUUGCUACACGUAAAGAACAUUCGUUAGUUUUUCUGGGUCGCAGUGGAGCUGGAAAGACAACAAAUUUCAAACACGCAUUGCAUUAUCUUGUCCUGGCAGCAGGAGCAGUAAAUAAAAUAUUAACAAUUGAAAAAGUGAAUGCGCUUUUCACAAUAUUAGAGGCUUUUGGAAAUAGCAGAACACAUAUUAAUUCAAAUGCAACUCGAUUUACACAAAUAUUUAGAUUAGAUUUUGAUCAGUCAGGACAAAUUGCAUCUGCAUCCCUUCAAGUACUGUUAUUAGAAAAAUCACUUAUUGGUAGACGAUACAACGGAGACUCCACAUUUCAUAUUAUCUACAGACUUCUUGCUGGAGUAGAAGGAGCUCUUCGAAGAGAAUUAAAUUUGACAAACUUAGUUACUGAAAAUAAUCCAUUCAUAAUUCCUUUACAAAAACAUGAAGAGAAACAACGUGCAAUAGCGGAAUUUAAUCGAAUCGUGGCGUCAUUUAAAGUGUUGGAAAUAUUAGAAAACGAUGUGAAAAUGAUUUGGGUUGCUUUAGCUGGAAUUUAUCAUUUGAGUUGUGCUGGUGCUGUUAAGACUGUGGUAAACUCGCAAAGCCGGUGGCAGUUUGCUAAAGUAGAGUAUGCAGAAAAAGCCGCUAAUUUAUUAGGUACAACUGUGGAAGAACUAAGUAGAAUAAUUUUUUCUCCAAAUGCUGAUGGAGUGAAUUCCAAUAAUGUAAGAGCAUCAUUGAGAACUCCAAGUCCAACAACAGAUGGAAAUAAUUUCUCAGGAUUGGAUUCUCUUGAAGGAUUCAUAAUUGGACUGUAUUCUGAAGUAUUUUAUUGUGUUAUUUCGCUCAUUAAUAAAUCCAUAUCAUCACCUGUACACACAGUAUCAUCCCUGUUGCUUUGCGAUGCGCCAGGAUUUCAGAAUCCUGCGUCAUGUGGCCUCCAAACUGGUGCAAACUUUGAAGAUCUUUGUCAUAAUUAUUUACAAGAAAGACUUCAACUUCUUUUCCAUUACACAACCUUAGAAGCUCCGAAAAAUCGGUAUAUACAAGAAGAAAUAAACAUUGAUCAUGAUAUGUGUGAUCAUGAUGAGGACUGUGUUGGUUCUCCACAAGCUCUUAUAUCUCUUCUUGAUCGUGGUGCUCAAGGAACGGCUACGAUGAUUAGAACAAGUCAGAGUGAUUUGAGUGGAAGAUUUCAGGAAGAGAAAAAAGGACUUUUAUGGCUACUUGAUGAAGAAGCUACUGCUCCAGGGGGUGGAAGUGAUGAAUCAUUUAUGGAUCGAUUAUUUGCUCUUUAUGGUGAUAGAGAUUAUCAAUUUUUGUUGAGAAAAGCACCGGGAAACAAUCAGUUCGUUCUUCAACAUCUCCAAGGUACUAAUCCAGUAUUAUAUACGGCCACAGGAUGGUUGAAAGCUACUCGAGAUAAUCCAAUUAGUAAGAUUGCGGUCAAUAUUUUACAAGAAAGCACACGAGAGGACUUGAACAGGCUAUUCGUUCAAGCUCGCAAUGGUGGAAUUUAUGGAGGAUUGGGUAACUCUAUUCCAGGCUUAGAAGGUUCACAGUCAUUACGACGGGCUUCCAGUAUUAGACGAACAUUUACUACUGCGAAAAGAAAGAGUACUUGUCUUCGAAUUAAAUUGACCGUGGAUGACUUAAUAGAAACUCUGAGAAGAACACGAAUGAAGUUUGUUCAUUGUUUACUUCCACAACAUAAUUCAGGUUGUACGGAUAAAACAUAUCUUGCAAAGUUUAAUAAAAAUGAGAGCGAUGUUAUUAAUGUUCCUUUAUUAAGAUCUCAGAUUCGUGGAGGACAAAUUCUAGAUGCGAUGCGUCUAUAUAAAGUUGGAUAUCCAAAACAUAUGCCAUUAGCUGAAUUUCGACGACGCUUUGGAUUAUUAUCCAAUGAUAUGAAUGUUCGUCCAGGAAGUCCUGUUGCUGAUGAACGUAAAGCUGUUGAGGAUAUGUUACUUUGUGUCGAUAUUGACCCUGCUUCUUACCGUAUUGGCCAAAGUCGAAUAUUUUUCAGAGCUGGUGCUUUAGAGAGGCUUGAAUCUUUAAGAGAUGAAAAAUUGACUGAUCAUAUCGUACUACUACAAGCAAGAUGCCGAGGAUAUCUAGCUCGUAAAAAACUCAAUACACUUAAGCUGCAAGAUUUGGCAGUAAGAUGUAUUCAAAGAAAUGUACGAAAAUUAAUGUCCGUUCGAGAAUGGCCUUGGUGGAGACUCUACGUUAAAGUUGCACCACUUUUGAAUGUUCAUCGAACUGAAGAUCAAUUAAAAGCUCGAACGGAAGAAUUGGAGUUGUUACGCGCGAAAGUUGAGAAAUUGGAACAGGAAAGAAAUCAUUUGAAACAUGAUAACGACAAACUAGAAGCGAAGUUAAGCGUUUUAACUGCUGAUUAUGCAGAGGAGCAUUCAACGUCAACUUUAGCUGCUGAAAGAAUAGACGCUGAAACUUCUGAACGCUUGCGUUUGGAACGUGAACUUCAAGAUGUUCAAGAGACAAAUAAAAAUCUGCAACAGACUGCAGAAAGACUGGAAAUGGAACUAUUAUAUGCCAGAGCUGCAGAUUUGAAUCAAAUUACUUCUGAUGGUGAGGAUAAUGAAGAUGGGGGUAUUUAUAAACAACGAUAUGAACAUGCAAUACGUGAGCUUGAAUUUACUAAAAGAAAAAUGGCUCAACAACAUGAAGAUGAUUUAGAACAACUUGUCGGAUUGAAAAAACAACUAGAGAAAAAGCUAGCUGAUGCGUAUGAGGAAGUUGAGGAGCAACGUCAAGUAGUAAACCAAUGGAAACGACGAGUUCAAAAACUUAAUGGUGAGAUGCAUGACCUUAGAAUUCUUUUAGAAGAGCAAACUGCAAGAAACAAUCUUUUAGAGAAGAAGCAACGGAAAUUUGAUUCAGAAACUCAAAAUCUAAUGGAUGACUUGAGGCAAGAAAAGGCCCAAAAAGAAAGAUUAAUAAGAGAAAAAGAAGUUGCAAUUGCAGAAAAGUUUACUAUUGAACAAAAUUUAAGCGAUGCACGAUUGGAAAUUGAAUUGCAAGAGGAAAGACUCAAUACAUUGAGUAAUGAACUUGAAGAAUUAACUUAUGGUGGAAAAACUGAAGAAGAAGUGAUGCAGCUAAAGAAAGCUAAACAUGAAUUGGAAAAACGAUGUAAAGACCAAGAAGAAGAGUUAGAUGAUUUAGCUGGUCAAGUUCAAUUAUUAGAACAAGCUAAAUUACGACUAGAAAUGAGUAUUGAGCAACAACGUAAAAUAAUGAAAAAAGAAAUUCAACAAAAAGACGAUGAACUUGAAGAUAUUCGUGGUAAUGCUCACAAGAAAGUCAAAGCUUUAGAGGCUCAGCUAGAAAAUGAACAUGAAGAAAGAACUAUUCUACUUCGUGAAAAACAUGAAUUAGAACGGAGAUUAGUUGCAUUUGAAGAACAAGAAAGAUCUGACCGUGCUGCAGAAGCUGAUCUUACACAAAGACUUAAACGAGACCUUAGAAGAACUAAAGCUCUUCUUCGAGAUGCUCAGACCAUGUUGGAGAGAUCUAAAAGCGAUGCAGCAACGAAGGCAGCUUUACGGCAAUUAAAAAAUCAACUAGAAGAUGCUGAGUGUGCACAAGCAGUUGCAGUUAAAGCAAAACAAGCUUUGGAACAAGAAUUAAAUGAAUUACAAGCUGCAUUUGAUGAAGUUUCUAAAGCUAAAUCAGACGCUGAAGAUCGAGCUAAUGUUGCUAACCGUGAGAGGACUGAACUUUUAUCACAAUUAGAAGAAAAUGAAGAGGAACUUGCAGAAGUAUUAAAAAAAUAUCGUGCUACAGUUCAACAGGUGUCUAAUGAACAAGCAGAACUGCAAGACGCUCAGGUGCAAAUUGCUGCGUUAGAAGCAGAAAAAUCAUCUCUUAAAGAUCAACUGUUAGAACUUAGUCAACGACUCGAGUCUGUUGAACAACUUGGAGAUCCAACAGCUACUAAUCUCGUGACUCGACGUCUUGAAUUCCGCGUUAAAGAACUCGAAAGUAAAUUAGAAUUAGAACAAACAACUAGGGCACGUCUAGAGACACAAAUUACACGUCUAAAAGAGAAUGUAGAUAAAUUGCAAACAGAGGCAGCACUAUUAAGAACUAAAGAACAAACAGCACAGGACACAGCACGAAGAUUGCAACGAUCUUUACGAGAAGUUAAGGACGAAGCUAGUUGUGCAACCGCAAGAGAACAAGAAGCAACGCGAAUUCGUAGAGAUCUUGAAAAAGCUCUUGAAGCUGCUGAAGCUGAAACUAAAUCUGUCAGGGAUGAUUUAAGACUCGCAUUACAACGAAUUGAUGAUCUUCAAAGUGCAAUACAAGGAGAACUUGAUAUGGAUGAUAGUGAGGAAGCUACUACCACUGACAAUAGCGAUAGCGACUGAUCAAAAAUUUAAUUUAACAAAAAUUUUAAUAUUUUAAGUGUACAAUACACAAAAUUGAAAACACGAACUUUGUCUAAAAUAUUAUCUCAAUUCGAGAA
Messenger RNA from Chelonus insularis, 7222 nucleotides. It is a transcript of the gene Mhcl, whose product is annotated as Myosin heavy chain-like. Gene Ontology annotation, molecular function: ATP binding; actin filament binding; cytoskeletal motor activity. Bases 996 to 7124 code for a protein of 2042 amino acids. The transcript is spliced from 18 exons. Gene Ontology annotation, cellular component: cytoplasm; myosin filament; myosin II complex. NCBI's taxonomy places the organism in Eukaryota, Metazoa, Arthropoda, Insecta, Hymenoptera, Braconidae. Gene Ontology annotation, biological process: actomyosin structure organization. The record is from RefSeq and is a predicted model, not a curated record.